Lacerta agilis (Sand lizard) is the source of this 1240-nucleotide messenger RNA. RefSeq names its product brain-derived neurotrophic factor-like. The transcript is spliced from 2 exons. The coding region runs from base 128 to 742 and encodes 204 amino acids. Gene Ontology annotation, biological process: nerve development; nerve growth factor signaling pathway; positive regulation of peptidyl-serine phosphorylation. Gene Ontology annotation, molecular function: nerve growth factor receptor binding; growth factor activity. The record is from RefSeq and is a predicted model, not a curated record. NCBI's taxonomy places the organism in Eukaryota, Metazoa, Chordata, Lepidosauria, Squamata, Lacertidae.
GGCUGGCUUAUAUCAGGGAGCAUCACGGCAGGACGCCAGCCUGGAAGGUCAUGAUUAAAACCUGGAAUCUGCUUGGCUGUGAUUGAAGAAAGCAUUGAACCCACAGGUCCCCGCCGCGCAGAGAGUGAUGCUUGUUCUGUUCCAUGCCAUGGUCACGCCACUGCUCUGCAUCAUCCGUGCUGCCCCCCUCCCCAGCGCCAGUACCCAGUCCAACGCCACCGAUGUCCUCUGGGCCGAGACCCCCCUGAGGGAUUGGGACCUCUUCUCUCCGCGCGUCACUCUUUCCAACAGCGAACCUGCAGAGCCGCCCUUGCUUUUCCUCAUGGAGGACUCCAGCGCCCAGCCGGCGCAGGCCGCAAACCGGACCCUCAAGUCCAAGCGGUCGUUGGACGGAUCCCUCCGCCGGGGAGAAAUGUCGGUGUGCGACAGCGUCAACGUCUGGGUGACCAACAAGCGGACAGCCGUCGACAUCCGCGCCAAAACCGUGACAGUGCUUUCCGAGGUCCAGACGCUGACCGGCCCGCUGAAGCAAUAUUUCUUCGAGACCAAGUGUAACCCGGCUGGGGGCACGGCGAGCGGCUGCCGGGGUGUGGACCGCCGCCACUGGAUCUCCGAGUGCAAGGCCAAGCAGUCGUACGUGAGGGCCCUCACCAUGGAUUCUGACAAGAUCGUGACCUGGCGCUGGAUCCGCAUCGACACCGCGUGCGUCUGCACCCUGCUCACUCGUACCGGCCGGACGUAGGGAGUCCCGGGAGGCAGGCAACUGGUAAUCUGUCACUUUGGCUACUGAAGAGAUGGAGAUGGAGCAAUGGGACCCCUAGGCCCAAGAUGGCCGCCCUUUGGCCAAGGGGCAUGUGCAUGGUUCCCAUUGGACAAGAAGAAAGGUGUGUGUGGUCCUGGCUGAUUGGCAGGCCCCAGGCUGCCUUGUCUGGUUCUGCUUGCGCCCCCUUGAAGUUGGGGUUCCCUGUCAACAAGGUGCAUCGUCACAAACGUGGCCAUUUGCCGGACAGGAGAGAUGUUGCUGCUGCACUUCUACACAGAGGUAGAGAAGUGAACUUUAAGCACUAUUGAGAUGCAGCCAGGCAGACUUUGUGGACUGGAGGGGCCAUGAAGUGGUCCCUAGUGGUCAAAACUUCAUACCUACCACAUGUGUCAAGGCACUGGUGUCUUGUGGGUGCUGCUUUAGAGUCACUCAAACCUGCCUCUCUCACACACUCCCCAAUGCUCCCAUUGCACCUUU